AUGUCUUUUUCAUUUGGUACCACUUCAAAUCAAAAUAAGCCUGCAACCACAGGAUUUAAUUUCGGUACCACAAAUAACACUGGAACAACAGGAGGUACUUCAACUGGAUUUAACUUCGGAGCACCAACAACAACAGCUAACACACAACCAACAACAGGAUUUAACUUUGGUACAACCAAUACACAACCAACUCAGCCAACAACUGGAACAACAGGAUCAACUGGAUUUAAUUUUGGUACAACAGGUACAGCAACAAAUACACAACCAACUCAGCCAACAACCGGAUUUAAUUUUGGUACUACAAACACUGUUGCUAAUACAAAUACUGGAUUUAAUUUAGGAACUCCUACAAAUAAUCCAAUUGAUAAUAGUUUCAAAAUUAUUGAAUUAAAGUAUAAAUCUUCCACUGAUACUCCUGACAAUCCAUAUUGUAAAUUUAUUCAUUUCUUUUAUAAUGUAGUUGAUGAUGGGAAGCAACAAGCAACUUUAGAAGCCUUGACGAGAAAAUAUGCUAGAUCUAUUAACCCAGAAUUAUGGAGACAAGCUAUGGAAAAAAACCCAGAUCCGUCUAGAUUAGUUCCAAUACCUGCAACAUCUUUUAAAGAUGUCAAAGACCGUGUGGAAAAACAACAAAAGAGAAUUGAAUUAAUGAACGAUUUUUUGAAAGUAUUGGAUUCUAAAAUUUCUGAAUGCAAAACUAAACAUGAAGCUGAUACUAUGAGUAGAAUUGGUGGUAUUAAACAAAGACAUACUGAUCUAUCCCAUAGAAUUCUUAAAAUUCAAAGCAAACUCGAGGUAUUGACACAAUCAGGUAUUGGUAUUAGAAAUGAAGACAUUUCAUUGAGAAACAAAUUAAAUACCUUACAAAGAGAAUUACACAAACCAAAUCAAUUUAGAGGAAGACUUAUUGAAUUAUCUCCUCAAGUCAAUUACUAUUUACAACAAUCUAACUUGUUACUGAAUAAUAAUACUUUAGAUGAUGAAACUAAAGAAAAUGUAAAGAACUUUUUGGAACAACAAACAAAUGGAUUAAAUGAGUUAUUGUCCAUAUUGAAGAAGGAUAUUAAGGAUAUUAAUUAUAUCAAGCAACAAGUAUCUGCAGAUAAACAAAAACGCUCAAUAAAUUAUUAA
This is a messenger RNA of Naegleria gruberi, 1131 nucleotides long. RefSeq lists its product as uncharacterized. The record is from RefSeq and is a predicted model, not a curated record. Bases 1 to 1131 code for a protein of 376 amino acids. Gene Ontology annotation, cellular component: nuclear pore; nuclear pore central transport channel. NCBI's taxonomy places the organism in Eukaryota, Heterolobosea, Eutetramitea, Acrasida, Naegleriidae. The transcript is spliced from 2 exons. Gene Ontology annotation, molecular function: structural constituent of nuclear pore. Gene Ontology annotation, biological process: protein localization to nuclear inner membrane; nuclear pore organization; NLS-bearing protein import into nucleus.